Cuculus canorus (common cuckoo) is the source of this 1302-nucleotide messenger RNA. RefSeq names its product adaptor related protein complex 3 subunit sigma 2 (gene AP3S2). Lineage: Eukaryota; Metazoa; Chordata; Aves; Cuculiformes; Cuculidae. Bases 106 to 687 code for a protein of 193 amino acids. The transcript is spliced from 6 exons. The record is from RefSeq and is a predicted model, not a curated record. Gene Ontology annotation, biological process: intracellular protein transport; Golgi to vacuole transport. Gene Ontology annotation, cellular component: AP-3 adaptor complex; intracellular membrane-bounded organelle; membrane coat.
GCGUUUCCUGCAGCGUUUCCUGCAGGGGGCGGGGCCGCUCGCCCUGGUUCGGCUGCCGGUGGCGGUUCUGCUCCGGUUCCUGCCCCGUCCCCCCCGGCCGCCGGGAUGAUUAACGCCAUCCUGGUGUUCAACAACCACGGGAAACCGCGGCUCGUCCGCUUCUACCAGCGCCUGGCGGAGGAGGUCCAGCAGCAGAUAAUCCGGGAGACUUUCCACCUGGUGCUGAAGCGGGAUGAGCACAUCUGCAACUUCCUCGAGUGCGGCAGCCUCUUUGGUGGCUCAGACUACAAGCUGAUCUACCGCCACUACGCCACACUCUACUUCGUCUUCUGCGUGGACUCCUCAGAGAGCGAACUGGGCAUCCUGGACCUCAUCCAGGUGUUUGUGGAGACGCUGGAUAAGUGCUUUGAGAAUGUCUGUGAGCUGGACCUUAUCUUCCACAUGGACAAGGUCCACCACAUCUUGCAGGAGAUGGUGAUAGGUGGCAUGGUGCUGGAGACCAACAUGAACGAGAUCGUGGCGCAGGUGGAAGCCCAGAGCAAGCUGGAGAAGGCGGAGGGAGGCCUCUCGGCCGCUCCUUCCCGUGCUGUCUCGGCUGUGAAGAACAUCAACCUGCCAGAGAUCCCUCGCAACAUCAACAUCGGAGACAUCAACAUCAAAGUGCCCAACCUCUCACAGUUCAUGUGAGCGUGCCGUGGCGGGGAGCGCUGCCCAUGCAGUGCCGUGGCUCUGCAGGGCUGUUCCUGCCCCUGCUGGGUCUCAUGAUGGGAUUCACUGCAGCCUGGGCUGGCUGGCAGAGUGUAGGGAGCCGUGGUGGGGCUGUCUGCCUCUCCAUCACCUUGGAUCUGGGCUCCAUUUGGCUCUCUGGUCUCCCAACAAGGGUGGCCUUUCUUCCUCUCCCUGUGGGUGUGCAGCCUCUGUCCUCACUUGCGGGGAAAAGCCAGAUCCUGCCUCUCCUGGGAUUUUGGGUUGUAAAAAUGCACCUGUAGCAGAUGGCUCCUGGAGGGGGCAUAGGUUGUCAUCUCCUCCACUCUCCCCAGGCUGGGCUGUCCUGUGCUCUGCCCAGCGUCCUUCUGCCUGCCCUGGUCCUGCUCGCUGUGCCUGCACCCCAGGCUGGAGUUGGUGCAGGGGUUGCUCGUCUGAGGUCUGGAGACAGGGCCAGCAGGGUGGUUCCUGCCGGGGCAGGAGACACCAGCAGCACCCACUGCCUGGGCUGGCGGCUGGGUCGGGGCCAGGCUGGGGCCUCCUGGUGCGUGUCCCUGUGUCCCAAUAAACCAGCGUGUCACCCUGUGUCUGUCUGUG